AUGUCGACGGAAAUUACACACACGUCUUCCACCCUAAAAAUGGUGCUCACAUUCGAAAAGUCUCGAGAAAAGUUUCUGCAGAUCAGAGACGGAUCAAUCGCAGAGCUGGACAAGCUCUUUCCUCCACCCAAGGACUCUCAACACCAUGACAAACCUACCAAGCUGCCCAAAAACUCGAUUCCGGUCUUCCAGCAGAUGAUGGCUCCGAGCGACGCCAUCAUCGUCAACACAGACCCGGUUGAACUGCUGGAUCAGUUGGCACAUGCCAAGGUGUCUGCGGUCACCGUUGCAGGCGCCUUUCUGCGAGCGGCCGUCAUUGCUCAGACUCUGACGAACUGUCUGACCGAGCUGCUCCCCCGCGAGGCUCUGGAGACUGCAAAGAAGCUGGAUGAACACCUCGAGGCCACCGGCAAGACUGUAGGGCCGCUGCAUGGAGGCUCUUCAUCCGGGGAGGGGGCCUUGAUUGGUCUUGGUGCCAGUCACCUAGGUCUCGGAACCGACAUUGGAGGCUCCAUUCGAGGACCGGCUGCAUGUUCUGGCAUAUACGGUCUUCGACCGUCUACCGGCAGAGUUCCCAUUGCCGGGUGUGACCACCCCAUGCAUGGAUCUGACUCCAUUAACGGCUGUAUCGGACCCAUGACUCCCUCUCCCAAGCUUCUCGAUCUAUUUAUGCAGGUCAUGUCCGAUGCUGAAACUUGGAGAUAUGAUCCUGUGACCGAACGGUCUGUCUGGAGCCCCUCCACCUUCAAGAAGAAGAAGCUGCGAGUCGGCUACUACUCUGACGAUGGCUAUGUGACCCCCCAUCCUCCGGUCACUCGAGCCAUUGAGGAGUACGUGAGCAAGAUCGAAAAGUCCAAUUUUGACGUGGAGGUCGAACUCGUCCCCUUCACUCCCUUCAAUGCUGCCGACAACUGGCGAAUCAUUACAACCCUGUACUUCACAGACGGAGGUAAGUGGCUCAAGGAUGAGCUCAACUGCGUGGGUGAGCCUCUUACAGACCGAAUCGAAAUGAUUGCCCUCAAGAACCCCAACUGCCGACGUCUCAACAUUGAGGAGCUGUGGCAUGCUCACGAUGAGCGAGACGGCUUCAAGUGGAACCUCAGACAGGAGUGGAACAAGGCUGGCAUUGACAUGCUGAUUGCCCCAUCUCUUCCCGGAGCUGCAUUCAAAUUUGGAACCUCAAACUACUGGGGAUACACGUCAUACUGGAACCUGGUUGACUAUGCCUCAGUGUCUGUUCCCUUCUCCACUGUCAAGGCCUCAGACAAGCCUGCGGAGAACUUCAAGCCCCGAAACAAGCUGGAUGCCGAAUGGCAGGCCCAUUACUCUCCCGAGAUCUACGAGGGAGCUCCUCUUUCCAUCCAGCUCAUUGCUCCUAGAAUGCACGAUGAGGUGAUUGUCGAGGCACUCAAAAUGUUUUCUGAUAUCCAGUAA
Messenger RNA from Yarrowia lipolytica CLIB122, 1434 nucleotides. The record is from RefSeq and is a predicted model, not a curated record. Lineage: Eukaryota; Fungi; Ascomycota; Dipodascomycetes; Dipodascales.